AUGGCGGAAGCUCUCGGGCUUGCCGCGAAUAUUAUUGCAGUCGUCGACCUGUUUCUUAAACUUGGCGUGCUCUGCUCCGAGUACUGUAUCGGGUUCAAGCAUGCGCCACGCGAGAUUAAAGAUCUUCUCCGGGAGGCCGACCGCUGGGUGCUAACUCUACGGGAAGUCGAAACAGUUCUUGAUGGCCCCAACGCCAAUACGGUCAAAGCUUCGAAAAGCAUCCGGCAGGGGGUUGAGGAUUGCCGAAUGGAGCUCGGUAAACUAACUGCCAAACUUCAGGAGGGCACCGGACACAGACGGAUCGUGUGGCCCUUCAAAAGGACGGAGGUUGCCGAGACAGUUGGUCGGUUAGAGAGGCACCGGACGUCGAUAGCUACGGGGUUGUUAGUUCACCAAACUACCAUACUUGUCGACAUUCACCAGCAAAUCAUCGAUUCAAAGCUGCGCGUCGUUCCGCGAGCAGCCUACGAUUGCCAUAGCGAUGCCGACAGCGCAAGGUGCUACCAAGGCACUCGAGUUGAGAUACUGGCAAAUAUACAAACCUGGGCAAAUGAUGUUGCCAACGACUCGAAGCGCAUCUUCUGGCUUAAUGGGAUGGCUGGAACCGGGAAGUCUACAAUUUCCCGGACGGCUGCCGAGCGUUUUGCGAAAGAUGGAAAGCUCGGCGCAAGCUUCUUCUUCAAGAGAGGCGAAGGCGACCGCGGGCACGCCAGGCUCUUCUUCCCUACCAUUGCUGCCCAACUUGCCCGCCAGCUCCCACAAUUAGCGCCGCAUAUCCGGCAGGCGAUUGAGACCGACCCUUCCAUUUGUGAAAAGUCAGUCAAAGAGAGCUUUGACGCUCUUAUACAAGGCCCAAUCAACCAUUUACCGAGUUGCUCGAGCUCAACGAUAAAGAUCAUUGUUGUUGAUGCGCUCGAUGAGUGUGACAAUCUUAACGUUAUCCAGCAGAUUCUCUCCCUUCUCCGGCACUUAAGACAGCCGCAGUCAAUACGCCUGAAGUUUUUCUUGACAAGCAGACCUGAGCUUCCUAUUCGGAUCGGUUUUCGGAAUAUUAAUAGUCACCAUGAUCUAGUUCUUCACGAGGUUCCCCGUCGUGUUAUCAAACAUGACCUUAGUCUUUUCUUUAAGCAUGAACUCUCAAACAUUUUGAAUGAUUACAAUAAGUCUGUUUUACCUGGGAGGAGCUUACCUCUUGACUGGCCUGGAGAAGAAAACGUCCGCAAAUUAGUUAGCAAGGCUGUUCCCCUGUUCAUCUUGGCUGCUACCAUUAGCCGCUUUAUCCAGGAUCGAAGACUUGGUGGACCACGAGAACAGAUCCUGAAGGUCCUGGACCAUGAAGAAACAUACUUUUCCGGAUUAGCUGCCACCUAUAGUCCUGUCCUAGACCAGUUGACUGUAGGGCUAGACAAGUUAGCGAAAGAGCGAGUGGUGGACAAGUUCAAGGAUAUUGUGGGGUCUAUUGUUAUUCUUGCCAGUCCGCUCUCAGCCCAAUCGCUCUCCAACCUUCUUAAUCUUCCCCUCGACACGAUCGAAAAUCAACUCGACCUCCUCCACUCCGUUUUGAAUAUCCCUCCAGACCCAACAGCCCCCGUGCGACUCCUUCACUUGUCCUUCCGAGAUUUCCUCAUCAGCCCCGACCAGGAUGGACAUACAUUUUGGAUCGGAGAGCAAAGAGCCCAUUAUCAUGUCGCUGUCCGAUGCAUAUCACAAAUGGACAGUGGACUUGAGAAAGACAUCUGCCGCCUACAACUCCCGGCAGCGUCUCGGGCUGAUCUUGCUCAAGAGACAAUCGAUACGCGUCUAUCUCCUGAAGUUCAGUAUGCCUGCAGGAACUGGAGCUAUCACUGGAAAGAAAGCAAGCACCGUUUACAGGAUGAUGAUAUUGUCCACCGCUUCUUGAUCCGACAUCUUCUCCACUGGCUUGAGGCUCUAAGUAUCCUGGGACACGUUCCAGACGGUGUUGGUAUGAUACAAGAUCUGAUCAAUUUACUCGAUAUAGAGUCAAGCACAGAAAUCCGGGCAUAUCUCCACGACAUUCGACGUUUUAUACUCAGCAACCGCGGAGUCCUUCACGACUAUCCGCUUCAAAUAUACUCGUCGGCCCUCAUCUUUGCCCCUGAGCGUAGCAUUGUUCGGAAUACCUUCCGGAAUCAGUUUCCAGAAUGGGUUUCUCAAUUGCCCAAUGUUACGCCUAAUUGGGACCUCUGCUUUGAGUCGCUUUCCGUACCAGGCGAGGUGAUAAUGUGCCACGUCUUCUCCCAUGACUCAACCAUAAUAGCGUCAGGAGCGGGCAAUGGCAAAAUAAGGUUAUGGGAUGUGGCCACAGGACUUGGUCAGAAUGUCCUUACCGGGCAUGCCGAUGUGAUUUUGGCACUCUCUUUCUCCCAUGACUCAAAACUACUUGCCUCGUCGUCGGAUGAUAAAACCAUUGGACUCUGGGAUGUCGCCACAGGUGUCUGUAAAACGAAAUUUGAGGGGGGAACAGCACAAGUGGCCUUCUCUCACGACUCUCAACUACUUGCAUCAGUCUGGGGUCCAACGAUCACUAUAUUCGACGUCAAAACAGAGACCCGCUAUAGAACCAUGGAAUGGAAUAAUGCUAAGGCAGUCGUCUACUCACACAGCCGUCUCGCCAGGUUGCUGGAAUUUUUGGACAAUUCGAGAAUGCUUGCCGUGUCUUACCGUCAUGAGGUCAAGAUUUGGGAUGUAGCGACGGGAACUUGCAUUAACUCCCUGAACAUGGGCUUCCAUCCGCAAUCCAUGUUCUUCACGGACGAUUCGAAAGUUCUUGUUGCUUCGAGAAACUCUCUUGUUAAUAUCUGGGACGUCACGAGCGGCACCCGUGUUAAGAAGUUGGAAUUGAAUCCAGCAUGGGUAGUUGCGAAGAACUCUCAUUGUGUUCCGAAAGACCCUUCCGCAUCGCUCAAAGCGCCCCUUACCUGGUUUGGUUCAUCAGACUGUAUGGCAUUCUCUCCCAAUUUAAAGAAGCGUGUCCUAGAUGCAUCUGGACACCUUGUAGCACCAUGGAUGGCGGCUUCGAACUAUGGAGCGCGGAUAUCGGGAGGCGUCAGCCAUAUGAGUUUUUCUCAUGAUUCCAAGACGCUCGCGGUGCGAACACACGGUUUUGGGCUUGAGAUGUGGGGUGUUGCCGAACCAGGACUCGAGGGAGCAGGGGGGCGGGCUGGUGAGAGCCUAAACGAUGCUAUUCUCAAGAUCGGCAUCUCGCCGAAUUUGAAACUUCUCGCAUCGGCCGGAAUAUCAAAACUCAGAGUUCAAAAUAUCUUCACCAACACAACUGUGCUCGAGUACCCGCGUCUGUGCCGUCAAGUGGCGUUUUCAAGUGAUUCGGGUCUUAUGGCAGUCUGCUUCGUUGACGAUGAAGGAGCGAAUAGAAUCGGAAUUUGGGACGUCGUAAGCGGCGGCUGUGUUCACAUUUUCGACGACCGAUUCGAGAGCGAGGUUUCUAGGCUAGAAUUUUCACACGACAGGCGUUUCCUAGCCGGCUACUAUUGUAACACUGCGGGCGAGUAUCCAUUUCUCCUUCUGGAUCUUACAACAUGGGCUUCUAUGCGAAUAUUCGAGGGUGAAGAUUGUGGAAGCGCCCUCAGUACAUCCUUCAUAUUCUCCAGAGAUUCGGAACUCCUUGCCCUGGCGCAUAGCCCUCAAUUCGUUGGGAUCAGACAUAUGACCACAGGCACCCAUUACACCAUCACGGGAUCUGAGUAUCCCGACAUCGAGGAUCUUCGCGGAUUGGUCGGCUUCCUUAGCAACCCAAAUUUCAUGUUAAACGCAGUGGAAGAGAACCGUGUCCUCGAGAUGCUAAGGAUAUUGCUGUCUUCGACCUGA
Scedosporium apiospermum is the source of this 3846-nucleotide messenger RNA. RefSeq lists its product as uncharacterized. The transcript is spliced from 4 exons. The record is from RefSeq and is a predicted model, not a curated record. The coding region runs from base 1 to 3846 and encodes 1281 amino acids. Gene Ontology annotation, molecular function: protein binding. NCBI's taxonomy places the organism in Eukaryota, Fungi, Ascomycota, Sordariomycetes, Microascales, Microascaceae.